GUGUUAUCCUUAUCGACUUCUCCCUCUCCAAAAAAAAAGAAAACCUUUACCAACCAAACACGGAUCGAACCCCACAUCGGGUCCCAUUUAACGGACAACACUCCUACGCGAACAGCACCCACGCAAACGUACAACGUCACAGCAUAACGAAUAGCACGAUGCCCCACACGAAAGCAAAUUUUGAGCUGUCGAAGGCGAUGGUCGAGAGCGUCGAGGAGCACAGCCCGGCCGAGGUGUCCGCCGAGGAGCUGCACGCCCUCCUCCACACGCCGGGCAAGGGGGCCGUGGUGGUCGUAGACGUCCGUCCCGCCGAGGACUUUGCCAACUUUCAUAUCCCUGGCAGCGUCAACAAGCCAUUCCAGGAGCUGAACUACACCCAACUCAUUAGCGACGUCGCCCCGCACGCGAAGCAGGCGGGGUACGUCUUCGUGUUUGUGUCCGCGCAAAGCCCGGAUGUGGACGACCUCGCCGCACGGGAGUACAUCAACGAGUUCUCGAAGAUUCAUCACCACCCCCCGGAGGAAGGCGCGGUGGGCAUUCUGCUUGGCGGCGUGCGCAACUACCUACAGCGUUACCCGUCGUAG
Leptomonas pyrrhocoris is the source of this 584-nucleotide messenger RNA. RefSeq lists its product as hypothetical. The coding region runs from base 159 to 584 and encodes 141 amino acids. The record is from RefSeq and is a predicted model, not a curated record. The transcript has a single exon. Lineage: Eukaryota; Euglenozoa; Kinetoplastea; Trypanosomatida; Trypanosomatidae.